UUUGUCAAAACAGAGGAGGAGAGACGGGGAGAGGAGACAAAACAGGCGGAGGGGGAGGUCUCCUAUCAUAUUAUUGAGAGUCUGGCACACUCCAAACAGACUUAUCAAUAUGGCCACGUCUUUCCUCAUCAGCUUCACCUGAUGACCUUUGCCUGCUGAAAAAGCGGGAUCUGCACCAUGAAGACCAGACUAGGCUGCCUGUCCAACAAAUCUGACUCCUACAGUGACUUUUCUGAGUUCCUUCCUCCUGCCCAUGAAACCACAGCCAGGUGUCUGAAACUAUCAACGGAUGAGGUUGUUCGAUGGUCUGAAUCGUUUGAUCACCUUCUCUCUCACAAAUAUGGCCUGGCUGCCUUCCGGACAUUUCUCAGGACAGAGUUCAGUGACGAGAAUAUCGAAUUUUGGAUGGCCUGCGAGGAGUACAAAAAAAUCAAGAGCUCCACCAAGCUUGUGUCAAAAGCAAGCAAGAUCUUCAAGGAGUUCAUUGAUGUUCAGGCACCGAGAGAGGUAAACAUUGACUACCGCACCAGGGAAAAGACCAAGCAGAGCCUGGAGGACCCGUCCCCAACCAGCCUCAAUGAAGUCCAAGCUAAAGUCUACAGCCUCAUGGAGAAGGACUCCUACCCACGAUUCCUCAGGUCCAAGAUGUACCAGGAUAUAGUCAGCAGGGCGCACGCACAGGGCCAGCGGAGGUCUGUUUGACUGAACCCGAUGAAGACCGCAGUGGACAAAAAAAACUGGACCUGUACUGUAAAUCAAUCAUUAACCCCUUUGACAUCAUCUCUGAAUACUGUGAAUCUGCAAGGUUGGGGUGACAUGCUUGACUGUUUCCUUUGCCUACACCAGCUCCAUGCAUGCAAUCCCUCUAGAUAAGACAUGUCUCGCUGGACUGCACUGUACAGAGAAGGAGAUUGGAUGAGGAUAAGCUAAUUGAUUUACCUCUGCCUAGUGCUGGGUGAUAUGUCUGAAAAAAUUAUCACAAUAAAAAUGACCAUAUCAUGCGAUAACGAUAAUUAUUAUAAUCUGUACAUUUAAUUUUUUUUAAUUAACUUAAUUCUUUUUUUCCAUCCGUCAUAUACCAUGGGUUUAAAACUUAUACUCGUUAAAGGAAAAUGUUUAAAAUUAAAUAGAACGGUUAAUUUUGUUUUUUAGGUCAAACUAUUGGUCAAGAUCGAAAAUUAACUCUCAACAUUGAGUCGAGGUGUGUCUCAGUGUUUUCACUGUAAUUAGUAAAAACUAAUUACAUAUCCAAAAAGUAUAAAAUGUACGAACAUCUCAAUAUGAAACAAUAACAGUAAGUCCUUACAUUCAUUAGGCAUUCAUUUCUAUG
Xiphias gladius (swordfish) is the source of this 1330-nucleotide messenger RNA. RefSeq names its product regulator of G-protein signaling 8-like. Bases 178 to 702 code for a protein of 174 amino acids. The record is from RefSeq and is a predicted model, not a curated record. The transcript is spliced from 5 exons. Lineage: Eukaryota; Metazoa; Chordata; Actinopteri; Istiophoriformes; Xiphiidae.